Betta splendens (Siamese fighting fish) is the source of this 3326-nucleotide messenger RNA. It is a transcript of the gene atl2, whose product is annotated as atlastin GTPase 2. Gene Ontology annotation, biological process: endoplasmic reticulum organization; protein homooligomerization. The record is from RefSeq and is a predicted model, not a curated record. The transcript is spliced from 14 exons. The coding region runs from base 84 to 1922 and encodes 612 amino acids. Lineage: Eukaryota; Metazoa; Chordata; Actinopteri; Anabantiformes; Osphronemidae. Gene Ontology annotation, molecular function: GTP binding; GTPase activity.
GACAGUGUGACGUCACCAGGCAGCGCGAGAAGUAGAAAAGAAUCUCUGACGUCAGCCACGUCAGGCUUCAGUGUAAGUCCAAGAUGGCGGAGGUGAGCGAGUUGAGGAGCAGAAAUCACUUCGAGCCAAACUGCAGGAGCCGCGGCGUACGCGACGGCUUGAGUGGCGUGGAGGAUGUCCCCCUUUUUCGGCAUAAUCAGAAGCCUCCUUUAGCCAAACCCGAAGACUUGGAGGAUGACCUGCUUUCCAAGAACAUGGCCUUAAACUCGGGCAAAAAUGCCAACCUCAGUCCCUUGCUGAAAGAAGACGUUCAAGAAGUCGAGGCUGUGGUGGAGGAAAAGGCCAGACCCGUCCAGAUCGUCCUGGCCAAUGAGGAUGAGCACAGCUUUGAGCUGGAUGCUGCAGCACUGGAGAAGAUCCUUCUACAGGAACAUGUGAAGGACCUGAAUGCGGUCGUCGUGUCUGUGGCCGGGGCCUUCCGCAAGGGCAAGUCCUUCCUGCUGGACUUCAUGCUGCGCUACAUGCACAGACAGGAUAGCAAGUCGUGGAUAGGAGGUGAUGACGAGCCUCUGACUGGCUUCACCUGGAGAGGAGGCUGUGAGAGGGAGACCACAGGAAUUCAGAUGUGGAACGAAGUAUUUGUGGUUGACAAACCCGACGGCAGUAAGGUUGCUGUCAUUCUCGUCGACACACAGGGAGCAUUUGACAGCCAGUCCACCAUAAAGGACUGUGCCACUGUGUUUGCCCUCAGCACAAUGACUAGCUCUGUGCAGGUGUAUAACCUUUCCCAGAACAUACAGGAGGAUGACCUGCAGCACCUCCAGCUCUUCACAGAAUAUGGACGACUUGCAAUGGAAGAGAUCUACCAGAAACCAUUCCAGUCUUUGACGUUUCUGAUUCGAGACUGGAGUUACCCUUAUGAACACCACUAUGGCCUGGAAGGAGGCCACGCCUUCUUGGAAAAAAGACUACAGGUGAAAGAGAACCAACAUGAAGAGUUACAGAAUGUGAGGAAACACAUUCACUCCUGCUUCUCCAACAUCAGCUGCUUCUUGUUGCCACAUCCUGGUCUCAAGGUCGCCACAAACCCGUACUUUGAUGGCAGGUUGAAAGACAUUGACAGUGAUUUUAAGAGGGAGCUGGCCAAAUUGGUUCCUCUCCUGUUGGCUCCAGAGAAACUGGUAGAGAAGGAAAUCGGAGGCAGCAAAGUCACCUGCAGAGAUCUUGUGGAGUAUUUCAAGGCUUACAUAAAUAUCUACCAAGGUGAGGAACUCCCUCACCCAAAGUCCAUGCUGCAGGCAACAGCAGAAGCAAACAAUUUGACCGCUGUGGCAGGAGCCAAGGACUUGUACAGCAGAAGUAUGGAGCAGGUCUGCGGAGGAGACAAGCCGUACAUCGCUCCAGCAGACCUGGAGCGCUCUCACGAGGAGAUUCGAGAGCACUCUGUGCGCUUCUUUCGCUCUGUGAAGAAAAUGGGUGGCGAGGAGUUCUGCCAGCGCUACCAGAACCAGCUGGAGGCCGAGUUGGACGACGCCUACACCAACUUCUCCAAACACAACGAUGGCAAAAACAUCUUUUAUGCAGCACGCACACCGGCCACGCUCUUCGUCGUCAUGUUCGUCACCUACGUGGUGUCCGGGCUGACGGGCUUCAUCGGCCUCAGCACCUUCGCCUCUCUGGCCAACCUGGUCAUGGGUGUGGCCCUGCUGUCGCUUUGUGUCUGGGCUUAUGUCAAGUAUUCUGGAGAGUUUCGGGAAUUGGGAGUGAUGAUAGAUCAGGUGGCGGAGACGCUCUGGGAACAGGUCCUGAAGCCGCUAAGUGAACAAUAUAUGGAAGACAACGUCAGACAGACGGUGGUCAACUCCAUCAAAGCCAGCUUGACAGAACAGGGCUCACAACACACCAAGUUAAAGACUCACUGAUGCUCUUCAUCCCUCCCUCAUCUCCCUCCCACUCACUGAAUGUCUACAAUCAUAGUAAUAAUGGAACUAGUUCAACACCAAAGCCCCAAAACACAGACUAUCACACUGCUGCCCUGUCUUUAUUUGCUGUUGUGGACCUAUAGGUCUGCUGUCUGUCCUGCUCUUCAUCGCCCCCCAGUGCUCCAGAGCAGAACUUGCACAUGAAUGAGAGGCACGAGCAGUGCAACGGGCAGCAUCGCCUCACGCCAAAACAGAAGCUGAGGGACGGCCAUGUCCUCGUGUGCCAUGCUGUGACGAAGGAUCCUUAGCUGUAGCUUGUACUGUAGCCCGACACGAUUGCUGGUAGCAGACUGCACUGGCUCCAGGACUGUUAGAAAUCAGGGAAACUGACACCGCUAUGGGCAGCUGCUUCCAACCGUGGUGGCAAACUGAAACACUUGUGCAUUUAAUCGUUUCAUGUUACAGGCAAGAUAGUCCGGAGCUCAGUUUACAUCCUCUUCAGGCAGUUUCCUUGAAGCACAAGUGACAAAUCAGAGCUAAUGAGGUGGUUGUUGAUUGUGUCACUAGUUAAACUGCACUGCAUCUGCAUGAAGUAAACUGUCUGACUUACUUGUAGUUCACAAAUGUUUGCCUCCAUUCUCGCACUAAAUUUGAAACCAGGAAGCAUUUGAAGAACCUCUGGGUUCAGUUCAGCCUCUGUUAAAAUGUUUUUUUAGUAUUUUGUGAUUGUAGUACUGAAUCUAAAACUGUUGGAGACUGAGCCACACAGCUUUUGGUCAGUUUUUAUUGUAGACACGCAUUCUGUGGCCUUGGUGUCUCCCACCAGCGUUUGGCUUUUGCAUGGUGAGCUCGCUUCUCUUACACUGAUUUUCUUGCUUUUGUGGCAUUAUUUCUAAAUUGCUAAACUGUUUCUUUAACUGACAACAGACCUUCUCUAAAACCAAAUCACUAAAUUAUGUUUCAUAUCUUCCUCCCAUAAAGCAGCAAAUUGAUUUUUACUCUAGGAAUCUUAAUCAUUUUUUGUCCAGCACACUAACGGCUGGUCUCAUCUGUCUGAACUUUUGAUUCCGUCCACACUGUCUCAUACUGUACAUUUGUUCAAAUUACAAACCGGCAUGGACGUGGGAUUAAGUAUUUAAAUAAACUUUGUAUACACUUUGUAGUAAAUCAUUUGCUGAUGGUUGUUUUUUUUUCCUUUUUAUCAAUUUAACAUUCUGGUUUGUUAAAUGAUUAGUUACAGUAGUUCAAUAAGGACGAUAAGGAAAAACUAGGUGAAUGUGGAUUCUGAGAAGGAAAACCUGUGAGUGGGUUGGAGAUGAUGUCUGUCUGCCUUUUAAAAAUUCUCUGGUAAUUUAUUUUUGAAUAAAAUGUCGACCUUAAGAAUAAAUCAUCAUUACAACUCUG